Penicillium bovifimosum is the source of this 2034-nucleotide messenger RNA. Its product is annotated as ABC1 kinase family protein. Gene Ontology annotation, cellular component: mitochondrion. The record is from RefSeq and is a predicted model, not a curated record. The transcript is spliced from 3 exons. NCBI's taxonomy places the organism in Eukaryota, Fungi, Ascomycota, Eurotiomycetes, Eurotiales, Aspergillaceae. Bases 1 to 2034 code for a protein of 677 amino acids.
AUGAGGGCGGUCGGUCUCUUCGGCCGUUUCUGUCUUAAACGCGGAUUGCCGCGUCUUGCCCGACAACAAUUCAGUCGCCCGCCAUGGCCUCGGCAACAGCUGAAAGGCUCCCCACGAAGGGCCCCCAUCAUAGGCGGAGUGCUAAUGGCUGCUUUGGCGCCAGCAGCCUUCCUGAAACUGGCAGAAGAGAGUGAGGAUCAGGAAAAGACUGCGGAAAUGCAGAUGCUAGAAGCUUCACGAGAAGAGGUCAGGAAGACAGUUUCGCCUGAUGCGCACGGCCUCUCGAAGCUCUGCCAGACGAUAUGGGUGUACUUUUAUAGCUAUGUCUAUGACCCCAUUGCUACAGGGUUUCGCUUUGUUCACCUUGCCAUCAUAUUUGUUCCGGUCGUCGUCACGGUGCCCGCCAUCUGGCUUGGUCACAAGCGGGGACAGGAUGGCACGCGAUCUGGCACUUUAUGGUGGUAUCGGUUCUUGGUAAAGGCAAUGGAGCGUGCUGGCCCUGCGUUCAUCAAGCUUGGACAAUGGGCUGCGUCACGCACAGAUAUCUUCCCACCGGAAAUGUGCAACAUAAUGUCAUCACUCCACUCGAAUGCCCCCGCUCAUUCACUCCAUCAAACAAAGCGCAUCAUCCGCAAAGCAUUCAACGGGUUGCCAUUCGAAGACAUAUUCGAAGAGUUCGACGAGGAGCCGUUGGGCGUCGGAGCAAUCGCUCAGGUCUACAAGGCGAAACUGAAGCCAAGCCUUGCCGCAUCCAGUGAAGAAGAAAUGGGAAUUGGACCAUCCACUCUUGGCGAGAAGGUUCGUAAGAAUGUCGACGUCCUGGUCAAGAGUUCCCCGCAUCGAGUACCAUCAUCGUAUGUCGCGAUCAAGGUGCAGCACCCUAGGGUUGAACAAAUGAUACAUAGAGACUUGCGAAUCAUGUCUUUCUUCGCCCACAUGAUCAACGCCAUCCCCACGAUGCACUGGCUCUCUUUUCCCGAUGAAGUCCAGCAAUUCGGAGAAAUGAUGAAGUUACAGCUAGACCUCCGGAUUGAAGCUACUAAUCUGGUCAUGUUCCGCAAGAAAUUUCAUGCUCGCACUACUGCGUGGUUCCCAUACCCAUACUUAGAAUAUACUACCCGGGAGGUGUUGGUUGAGGAGUUUGCACAGGGCAUCCCGUUAGCCACCUUCUUGGAUAUCGGAGGUGGCGUAUAUCAGCACGAUAUUGCUAAUGAGGGCCUCGAUGCAUUCUUGCAUAUGCUGCUCAUUGACAAUUUUGUCCAUGCCGAUCUUCAUCCGGGGAACAUCAUGGUUCGCUUCUACCAGCGGAGCGAGCUGGAUCUCUCCCUCCGCAAGCGUUCGCGUGCAUUCGAUGCCCCUACACGGGCCGAGGUCGAUGUGACCGAGGCAGUUCUCAAGCGACUACGCCCGCAUCUUGGUAAUCCCGAGGGUUGGAACGCUGCUCUUUCUGAACUUAACGGCGAGGGGUAUCGACCGCAGCUGAUUUUUAUUGACACUGGCCUUGUCACUCAGCUGAAUGAUAAGAACCGACGGAACUUCCUCGACCUCUUCCGAGCUAUUGCUGAAUUUGAUGGAUACCGGGCAGGUCAACUCAUGGUUGAGCGAUGUCGGACACCAGAAGAGGUCAUUGACCCAGAGGUCUUUGCGCUGAAAAUGCAGCGUCUGGUUCUUAACAUCAAGUCUCGUACCUUUGCUCUCGGAAGUGUCAAGAUCGGAGAUAUUCUCAGUGAGGUAUUGACUAUGGUCCGCGGGCAUCACGUCCGGUUUGAAGGAGAUUUCGUCAAUGUCGUUAUUUCAUGUCUUCUCCUUGAAGGAAUAGGACGCAGUCUGAACCCCGACCUAGAUUUGUUCAAGAGUGCGCUCCCUAUUCUACGACAGCUGGGAUCUGGUAGUUCGGUCCUAGAAUCCGUGCGCUCGGGCGACUACUCAAUGCUCUGGGUUUGGGUCGGGCUAGAAGCUCGUGGGAUGCUGCAGGCCAGCAUCGAAAGCGUUGAGCAUUGCGUCAAGUACGACCAACUGUCACCUAAUAUAUGA